UCAUGUGGCAAACAUCGAACGUAGUGAUAUCAUAACGACGUACUUGCUACGUCUGUCAAGAUAGAGGAGGUGAACGAUCGUUUAGAUCAUAUGGAGACACAGAUGAAGAAAAUGAAUACACUCUUGGAGAAUAUCUACAAGUGUGUGCAAAACACCAACCAAUGUACUUCAGUGCCAUGUAGACCAGAGAUGUUCCCCAUAGUAUCGAUCGCACAAUUACGUGCUUUCCAGGAUAUUCAUAUAGAACUUUACAACAAUGCUGUCAACUAUUUCCAUUACAUCGGUGGCUUCAACUUUAAAGAAGCUGUAAAUCUGUGUUUCAAGGACAGCAUCCAGGACUCCUUGAUGCCACUUUUGACUUGGUUCGGGGGCAAGGAAAAUCAAGAGGCAUUGUACAACACUCGCUUGGUGAAAGCCAUCUAUGAUGGUAUAUGUCGUAAUCGGCAUUUCGAAAGGCCUCUGUGUUCCGAGUUCCAAACUCAAAUGCAAGCGGCCUUACGAACAGCUAAGGAGCGGCACAGGCACAGAAGACGAGGGACAACGGCAGGAGGACCAAGGAUCCAGAGGGACUUAUGGGGCGACGAUCGUGAGGAAGAACAAGAGGAAGAGCCCGAAAAUACAUAAAGAAA
This is a messenger RNA of Harpegnathos saltator (Jerdon's jumping ant), 629 nucleotides long. RefSeq lists its product as uncharacterized. The coding region runs from base 91 to 624 and encodes 177 amino acids. NCBI's taxonomy places the organism in Eukaryota, Metazoa, Arthropoda, Insecta, Hymenoptera, Formicidae. The record is from RefSeq and is a predicted model, not a curated record. The transcript has 5 exons.